GUACUAGUGUACUUGGCGAGUAUGUACUCCAGUUGUACUUGUACUGUAUUGAGAAACGGCCCAAGACUACAGUAGUGUCGCGCGUAAUAUACGUCAUCACUGUCAGCUGACUCACUGGCAUCAUGGUCACUGGAAGUAGGGAUGAGUAAAAGUUGUUGUAGAGCAUUUUUUGUUUGUUUUGGGUGAACUGUAUUUUAAGUGUUGACAUUUUUCCGCGGUUACGUUUAGCCUCAACAUGUGUCUUCAUGGCCAGUGAAUGAAACGCCACAGAGAGCGGGAGGGAGUUGCAGUUGCUGCAGCAGACAUGCUGUGGCAAACUUUCUUAGCUUUAGUGCUUCACGUCGCAGGAGCGUCCGGUGCGUCGUAUGUGAUCACAGCUGAUGUGGGGACACCAGUGGGAGAUCUGCGACACUUCUGGAGAAGCACUGGGUUCUGUCCUCCUCUCCCUCACACCCAGGCUCACCUGUUUGACCUGAGCGUUGAUCAGCAGAUGAACCUGGCCUACGUGGGCUCCGUCCCCCAUGGAGGAAUCCAGCAAGUCAGGAUCCACUGGAUGUUGGAGCUGGUCACUGCACGAGAUAUUAAAGGACAACCUCAGUACAACUUCACUAAACUGGACCAGCUGAUAGAACUCUUGUGGAUGAACGGACUCCAACCAGGUUUUGAACUGAUGGGCAGCGUCUCAAACUACUUCACUGACUUUGAGAAAAAAUCACAAGUGGUCGAGUGGAGGAAUCUGGUUUAUCUCAUCGCCAAGAGGUACAUUGAUAAAUAUGGCCUGGGAAGUGUUUCUCAGUGGAACUUUGAAACAUGGAAUGAGCCCAACAACCACGAUUUUGAUAAUGUCACCGUGUCCAUUCAAGGAUUUCUAAACUAUUACGAUGCCUGUUCUGAGGGUCUGCGCGCUGCCAGCACUCUCCUCAGGUUUGGGGGUCCAGGAGACUCCUGUCACUCCCCCCCACACUCGCCGUACUGCUGGGCCAUGUUGCAGCACUGCUACAACGGCACCAACUACUUCACUGGAGAGACUGGGGUCAGGAUUGACUUCAUCGCCCUUCACAAGAAGGGAGGAGGAUAUUCCCUGCCCAUCCUGCAGCAGGAGAUCGAGACGAUGAGGGAGAUCCAGGAGCAUUUCCCGCGCUUCCGCAACCUCCCUGUUUACAAUGACGAGGCGGAUCCUCUGGUUGGCUGGUCCAAACCUCAGGAGUGGAGAGCUGAUGUGACCUAUGCUGCCAUGGUAGUGAAGGUGAUAAACCAGCACCAGGAGCUGCUGCUCACCAACCCCAACAGCACCAUCAACUACACCCUGCUGAGCAACGACAACGCUUUUCUCAGCUACCACCCGCACCCCUUCACGCAGCGCACACUGACCGCUCGCUUCCAGGUCAACAACACGCAGCCUCCUCACGUGCAGCUCAUUAGGAAGCCCGUCCUCACUGUCAUGGGCCUGCUGGCUCUGCUAGGAGAGACUCAGGUCCUGGCUCAGGUGCUGAAUGUCGCAGGAACCGACAGCGGCACAGUGGGAGUUCUCGCCAGCAGCCACACGCCCGUGAUGUCCGGCGGCUCAGACAGCUGGCAGGCGACGGCACUCGUCUACAACAGCGACGACAACAGCAGCUCCACCGACGCUGAUGAUGUCACCAUCUCACUGACGGGACUGGCCACACAGAGGAGUCUCAUGUAUGUCACAUAUUACAUGGACAACAAUGUAAGCAGUCCAUACCAGCUGUGGAAGAGCAUGGGCAGCCCCGACUACCCCACAGCCCAACACUUCAGACGGCUCAGGAGAGCACAGGAGCCUCUCGUUGAUGGACCCUGGGAUGUUCCUGCAGGAGACACACUGUCUAUCAGAGCCAAACUGCCUGUUCCCUCUGUUCUCCUCGUCCAUGUUUGUGCCCUGCCCAAAGCUGUGCCAGACCAGGUUAAUGGAUUACGUUUCAUCGGGAUCACCAAAGGCCAAGUCCUGAUUAUCUGGUCUGACCACUGCGUUGAUUCCAAAUGUGUCAAGACAUUUGAAGUAGAGUUUUCCACAGACUGUGAAACAUUCAGCAGGAUAAACACACGAGACGUCAUUUUUACGUCAUACGUCCACUCACCAGUGGAUGAAGACGUCGAUGGUGUGUACAGAGUCCGAGCUGUGGAUUACUGGGGAAAGCCUGGACCGUAUUCCCUGCCAGAGAAGUAUUCAGAGCAGCACUAGCCCAGAGUCACGUCUGAUUGUAUUCACAUUAAUAUUGUUUUUUAUGACCUGUUUUGUACAAUGUAAAUACAUUUUAUAGAGAUGAA
Molecule: messenger RNA, 2286 nt
Organism: Solea solea (common sole)
Lineage: Eukaryota; Metazoa; Chordata; Actinopteri; Pleuronectiformes; Soleidae
Gene: idua
Product: alpha-L-iduronidase
Exons: 14
Coding region: 257-2200 (647 amino acids)
Biological process (GO): carbohydrate metabolic process
Molecular function (GO): L-iduronidase activity; protein binding
Source: RefSeq, a predicted model, not a curated record